AUGACAUCGACAACAACACUAGAAAAAGAGGAGGUUUCAGUUAAACAUUACACCAAAACUAUUCCCAAUGCUCCAGAAGAUGACAGACCUUUAGAAGUUAGGAGUAAUUUAGAAUAUGGUAAGUCCACAUCUAAAGAGCAUCUUUAUGUCUCCAAACAUCCAGUUGGGGAACCUUUACCAACACCAAUAGAUGAUGAACCACCUUAUGCCAUCUUAAUAUUCACUUAUAUUUGUUUCUUGAUUUUAAUUAUAAUUGGUCAUAUCCGGGAUUUCUUUGGCAAAAUCUUUAAACCUGAAGAAUACGCAGAUUUAAUUGAAAAAGAUGGAUAUGCUCCUUGGUAUGAUGGGUUUGAAAGUUUCUACGUGCGUAGAUUGAAAACCAGAAUUGAUGAUUGCUUUGCCAGACCUAUUCAUGGUGCUCCUGGCAGAUACAUCAAAUGUUUCAAUCGUAUAAGAGAUGGUAAAACAGGUUACUUGUACGAUGGAACUUCAAAAGAAUGUCUUAACUUGUCUUCAUAUAACUAUCUUGGCUUUGCUCAAUCAAGUGGUGUUUGUACUGAUUAUGCUUUGAAAUGUGUGGAUGAUUAUGGUACUUCCGGAUGUUCCCCAAGACUUUACAGUGGUACCACCGACUUACACCGUGAAUGUGAACGUGUUAUUGCUGAUUUUGUUGGCAAAGAAGAUGCUAUUAUUGUCAGUCAAGGUUAUGGUACUAAUGCAAAUUUCUUUGCUUCUAUUGCGGAUUCCAAAACCUUGGUUAUUUCUGAUGAAUUGAAUCAUGCUUCCAUUAGAUUUGGUAUCAGAUUGUCUGGUGCUUCUGUUAAAGUGUUUAAGCAUAAUGACAUGAAGGAUUUGGAAAAUCUUAUACGUAACCAAAUUGCCCAAGGUCAACCAAAGACUCAUCGUCCAUGGAGCAAGAUCAUCAUUGCAAUUGAAGGGUUGUAUUCUAUGGAAGGUAACAUGUGUAACUUGCCAGAAAUUGUCAAGAUAAAGGAUAAGUACAAGUGUUAUUUGUUUGUUGAUGAAGCCCAUUCUAUUGGUGCUUUGGGUCCAGAUGGUAGAGGUAUUUGUGAUUAUUUUUCGGUUGAUCCAGCUAAAGUUGAUGUUUUGAUGGGUACUUUAACCAAAUCUUUUGGUGCUACUGGUGGUUAUAUUGCUGGUGACAAAGAUUUUAUUGCCAGAUUAAGAAUUAACUACAUUACUCAAGGUUAUUCAGAAGGUGUUCCACCACCUGUUUUAGGUCAAAUCAUUUCAUCUUUGAAAGUCAUUAAAGGUGAGUUGAACCCAGGUGAAGGUGAAGAAAGAUUACAAAGAAUUGCAUUCAACUCUCGUUAUUUGAGAUUGGGAUUGAAAAAGUUGGGUUUUAUUGUUUACGGUGCUGACGAUUCUCCUGUUAUUCCAUUUUUAUUGUUUGUUCCUUCUAAGAUGCCCGCAGUUUCAAGAAUGCUUUAUGACAUGGGUAUUGCUGUUGUCAUUGUUAGUUAUCCUGCAACUCCAUUGAUUAGCGGUAGAGCUAGAUUAUGUGUUAGUUCUGCAUUAACAAAAGAGGAUUUGGAUUACGUCUUGGCUAAAAUGAGUGAUAUUGGGGAUUUGAUUUAUUUGAAAUUCAGUAGUGGUAUUGCUGGUGGUUCAAAAGUCCCAGGAGAACCACCUCGUUGGACCGUUGACGAAGUAUUGGCCACUAAUGUUGAAGAUUGUAAAAAGCCAAAAUUAAUGUAG
Messenger RNA from Candida tropicalis MYA-3404, 1719 nucleotides. RefSeq names its product serine C-palmitoyltransferase (gene LCB2). Gene Ontology annotation, biological process: sphingosine biosynthetic process; ceramide biosynthetic process. Bases 1 to 1719 code for a protein of 572 amino acids. NCBI's taxonomy places the organism in Eukaryota, Fungi, Ascomycota, Pichiomycetes, Serinales, Debaryomycetaceae. Gene Ontology annotation, cellular component: serine palmitoyltransferase complex. The record is from RefSeq and is a predicted model, not a curated record. Gene Ontology annotation, molecular function: serine C-palmitoyltransferase activity; pyridoxal phosphate binding. The transcript has a single exon.